Messenger RNA from Paralichthys olivaceus (Japanese flounder), 1704 nucleotides. Lineage: Eukaryota; Metazoa; Chordata; Actinopteri; Pleuronectiformes; Paralichthyidae. The record is from RefSeq and is a predicted model, not a curated record.
AUGAGGAUUACGGAAAGAGAUGCUGAAGACAGGAGAGUGAAGCAAAUUGCUACAGAGAAAAAGGUAACUGCACUCAAACACAAGGGGAAUAAAGCCUUUGAAAGUGCUGUGAAGUAUAACACUGAUGGUCUGACUGAGCUACAGGACAUGUAGCAGCUGUACACCAACCGAGCACAGGCCUACAUCAAGCUGGGAAAGUACACGGAGGCCAUCAGUGACAGUGAAUGGGCUCUGAAGUGUAAUGAGAGGUGCAUUAAGGCUUAUGUGCACAUGGGCAGAGCAUAUCUGGAACUGCAGAAUUAUAAUGAGUCAAGAAACUGCUUUGAUAAGAUAGUGGAAAUUGAACCUGAAAUGGAGAAGAUGUCUGCCUUUUUUCUUCUUCUUUCUUUUGAUCUCCUUUGUUUUCUCCAUGAAUACCUGACCCAGGUAGAUUUGGAAAAGAAGAGAGCGACUCAGAAAAUGAAUGCAAAGUUUGACAAGGGUGAGGGGAAGGGGACAACCGUACCCCAGCUGCUGGAGAAUCUGUCAAGGCAAGACCAGCUCCCCCUCUUCUGCUGCAGAGGAUUGGAGAUUCUAUUGCGAACAGUUACUGACUGUACCGGCCAGACCCUUUUCAGACCGAACAAUAGCUUUAGUAUCAUCAGCAGCAAUGACUUAGUGAGGAGUUGCCUGUUGCAGAAAACAAUGGAUGCAGACAUUCAAGACUCCUGUGUGUCUGUUCUGAAAUUGUGGAGGGCUCUUUGUUGUGGUAAUGAUGAAAACCAGAAGAUGUUGAUGAUGUGCCCAGUCACUAACCAGGCCACUGUUCGCUUGUUAACAUUAGAGCAUGUUGCAGUACAGAAAGAAUGUCUGGCAUUUUUGUACUCACACAUGCCACAUGGCAGAAGUUUGGCUAUCGACAGCCUGAAAAUGCACAUGUUAGUGAGGAACCUCAUGGUGUGCACCUUAAAGCCGAAGCAGCAGCAACAUUCUGGAGAACUUUGCAGAAGAAAACAAAGGCAGAGCAGUGCAUAUAAAUACAAACAGAUCCUUUACCGCAUGCUUGGAUUGAUCAUCAACCUCUCAACUACAACUACUCUGGUCAUAAAGGUUACACACGACGACUGCCGUAUUAUGAGGUCAAUACAAAUGUAUUCUAACUCCCUGCGGAGCACUGGCCUCCCUCAGUCCUCUGAGGCUGUGCAGCUUGUUAUCCAGAGGGGUGUUGUUGGGACCAUGUUUCAGCUGCGUAAGGGGCAGGCUGCCACCAAAUAUGCCAUUAAGACUCUGACAGUGUGCACUGCUGGCAGUCAUUUGGCACGAGAGGAGCUGGUGAAGUCUGAUAAAAAACUGUCCAUCCUACGUCAUCUACUGGGUUCCAGCUGUGAUGAGUUGGUGUUAGGAAAUGCAGCCCUCUGUUUGGCCAACUGCCUUGAGUUGGAGGGAACUGCCAGCAAUCUGCUGGGCACUGAUAUUGUGCUGCUGCUGCUGCUACCCCAUGCUGCAGGGGAUGCAAAGAAGACGGUUGUGCAGCUAAAUGCAGCAAUACACAUUGACUUUGUUUUGUCUUCAUUUCCAAGACAUAAGGACAAAGUUCGAGAACUACACAGCUUUGAGGUCCUGCAUUCAAACCUCGUGACGCUCAACCUCCUGCGGCCCCUUCUGAUCGAUGCUGAUCUGCAGGAUAAAGCAGGUUUAUGUGUGGGAUUAGAGACUGUGUUGUGA